Colletotrichum fioriniae is the source of this 1245-nucleotide messenger RNA. RefSeq lists its product as uncharacterized. Gene Ontology annotation, cellular component: plasma membrane. The record is from RefSeq and is a predicted model, not a curated record. Gene Ontology annotation, molecular function: nickel cation transmembrane transporter activity. Lineage: Eukaryota; Fungi; Ascomycota; Sordariomycetes; Glomerellales; Glomerellaceae. Gene Ontology annotation, biological process: nickel cation transmembrane transport.
AUGGCGCGCUUCCGCGUCCCCUUUGCCAACCUCCCCAUUCCGCCUGCCCUCCGCGUCCUCCCGGCACCGACAAUACGCAUCAUCGCACUCCUCGUCACAAUCAACAUCAUAAUAUGGAUCGUCGCCGGCAUCAUCCUACACUUUCACCCCUCUCUCAUCUCCCCCGCAGCCCUCUCCUACGUCCUCGGCCUCCGCCACGCCCUCGACGCAGACCACAUCUCCGCCAUCGACCUCAUGACCCGCCGCCUCAUCGCUUCCGGUCAACGGCCUGUUACAGUGGGAACCUUCUUCUCCCUGGGUCACAGCACAAUCGUCAUCGUCACCUGCGUCGUCGUAGCCGCCACGAGCGGCGCGCUACGGGACCGCUUCGAUGGCUUCACGCGCGUGGGGAACAUCAUCGGCACGAGCGUCAGCGCGGCAUUCUUGCUGCUUCUGUGCGCUGGGAACGGGUGGGUGCUGUAUAAGCUCAUCCGGAGGUUGCGGGUUGUGCUGGAGGAGGAGAGGCGGCGCGGGAUAGAGGGGUACACGCCUACCGAGGAGGAAGAGGGCGACGCGGCAACGGAUCUCAAGUUGGAGGGCGAGGGGUUCCUGGCCAAUGUGUUUAGAAAGGUUUUCCGUGUCGUCGACCGGCCUUGGAAGAUGUUUCCUCUGGGGAUCCUUUUUGGGUUGGGCUUUGAUACGAGUUCCGAGAUUGCUAUUCUUGGGUUGUCGAGUGUGCAUGGUGCGCAGGGGACGAGCAUCUGGCUUAUUCUCAUUUUCCCCGUUCUUUUCACAGCUGGCAUGUGCCUCCUCGAUACCACCGACGGCGCCCUCAUGAUGGCCCUUUACACCUCAAAGGCAUUCUCAAGAGACCGCGUUGCUAUCCUCUACUACUCCAUUGUCCUCACCGGCAUCACCGUCUUCGUCUCGGCAUUUAUCGGAAUCAUUCAGGUGCUGUCUCUCAUCGCCAACGUCGCUGAGCCCGAAGGGAGCUUCUGGGACGGCGUCGACGCGAUCGGGGAGCACUUUGACAUCAUCGGCGGCAGCAUCUGCGGUCUCUUUGUCGUUGUUGGACUCGGUUCGGUGGUGGUGUACCGGCCUUGGAGGAGGAGCAUCGACAAGAAGAAUCAGGAGAGGGCUGUGCUUGUGCCUGAAGAGGAGAGGGGUUUGGGAGCGGGUGAAGGGCCAAGUUAUGGCGCUGUUCAGCCUGGCGAGCCUGUUUUGAAGAAUGGUGCUGUGACAACUGAGAGUGAUGUGCAAGCGUAG